UGAAGCAGCAGCGAGUCCAGUGGCCCAGAUGAACAUCCGGGUUUCCCGCUGGCACCGCUGCUGUGGCUCGCAGGAGCCAUUUUGGACGCCGUUCAGCUUUUCGCAUGUCAGUCCCUUCUGCCCCCUCCAGCUGCCCCGGCAGAGGGGGAGAAACACACACACGGACUCACACAAGGGGGCUUCGCUUCUACUCCAAGCGUCCAAACUCACGCGCCCACCGAGAGCUCGUACAUGCUGCUGCUGUCCGGUCAGGGACUACCUCUCCGACCGGCGCGCUUCUUCUGAGGGAUACAUUGUGUUGCAGUGAAGAGCUCGUGUUGUUAUUGUAGCGGUGAAGAAUUGCGUGCAGGCCCGCGGCUCCUUCGCGUUCAUGUGUUUCAUCUCAUUCUUAAAUGCUUUCACGGCAUAAAGGACAACAUUUAUCGCCAGGAUCCUCGAGGGAAGGAACAUGUUUGUUAACUGGCUGAGUUUUGCACUCGUCUGGUGCACAGGAGGCAGUCAGGCAGAGGUGGAGACUAGAGAGUGCGUCUACUACAAUGAUAACUGGCGGACGGAGAAAACCAAUCAGAGCGGUUUUGAGAGGUGUGAGGGGGAGAAAGACAAGAGGCUGCACUGUUACGCCUCCUGGUUGAACUUGACCGGAACCAUCCGCCUGGUCAGAAAAGGCUGCUGGCUCGACGACUUCAACUGUUAUGACAGUGUCCCUUUAAUGGUUAAUGGCUCUGAAACCAGCAGUUUCCCAGAUUCCCAGAUUCUCUCAAUAAAGAUCCAGCCUCCUCAGCUGGGGCCAUCUCUGUUGGGUGUGCUGGUUUAUUCUCUUCUUCCUUUCGCCAUUCUCUGUCUGGCCCUGGUGCUGGCCUGCUGGACGUACCACCAACGAAAACCACCCUACAGACACGUCGACAUCGGCCAGGAUGCUGGUCUUCCUCCACCGUCUCCUCUGGUUGGCCUGAAGCCGCUGCAGUUGCUGGAGUUGAAGGCCAGAGGGCGCUUUGGCUGCGUGUGGAAGGCCCAGUUACUGAGUGAAUAUGUGGCGGUGAAAAUAUUUCCCAUCCAGGACAAGCAGUCGUGGCAAAACGAAACAGACAUUUACCUCACCGAGGGUUUUAAACAUGAGAAUAUUCUGCACUACAUCUCGGCAGAAAAACGCGGCACAAACCUACAGAUGGAGUUGUGGCUGGUCACAGAAUUCCACGAGAGGGGUUCGCUAACGGAUUACCUGAAGGGGAACCCGGUGAGCUGGCCUCAGUUGUGCCAUAUUUCAGCAAGUAUGUCCCGAGGCCUGGCAUACCUUCAUGAAGACCUUCCUUAUCGAGCAGAGGGACCCAAACCCGCCAUCGCACACAGAGAUUUCAAGAGUAAGAAUGUCCUGCUCAAGACGGAUUUGACCGCAGUGAUUGCAGACUUUGGGUUGGCUGUCCACUUUGAGCCUGGGAAACCGCCUGGAGAUACACACGGCCAGGUGGGAACUCGGCGUUACAUGGCUCCAGAGGUGCUGGAGGGGGCCAUUAAUUUCCAAAGGGACGCCUUCCUAAGGAUCGACAUGUACGCUCUAGGACUGGUGCUGUGGGAGCUGGUGUCUCGCUGUACCGCCUCCGAUGGUCCUGUAGGUGAGUAUCAGCUGCCCUUUGAGGAAGAGGUGGGCCAACAUCUUUCACUGGAAGACCUUCAAGAUGUGGUGGUCCACAAGAAGAUGCGGCCCGUUUUUAAAGACUGUUGGAUCAAGCAUCCGGGUUUGGGCCAGUUAUGUGAGACCAUCGAGGAGUGCUGGGACCAUGACGCAGAGGCACGGCUGUCCGCAGGCUGUGUGGAGGAGCGCAUCUCCACCAUCUCAAAGACAACCAACACCAUCAACACGUCUACCUCGGAGUGCCUGGUCUCCAUGAUGACGUCCCACAGCGACACGGACCUUCCUCCCAAAGAGUCCAGCACCUGAACACCCGCCUCCAAACAUCAGGAACUGCGAACCACUGUGUUCAUCGCUCCAGUAAAUGUGAACUUUGCUGCUAAUUUGAUCUCUGGAUCGCCAUGUAUUUCAUUUCUUCUUGCAUCGUUGGAUCGCUUUCACCAGCACAUUCAUCUACUGUACUCUUCCGAGAGGAAGGCACACACAAAAAUCCUCAAACACGAGAAGACCGAACUCUCAGAGGGCAUUCAGGGGAUCGUUUCAGACUGCUGGGAAAUGAGCACACGUUACCUCAUCGGUUUUAAUGCCAUUUUUAUGUUGUUGUUGUUUUUUUUGCCUUCACUCCAUGAAUACCUCCAUCCAAAAUGCUCUACCCUUGGGUUUUAUCGAGACUACAUGAUGAUCUGAUGACUGUUACACAACCUUCCAAGAGCACACAAGGUCCUUUUUGUACUCUGUGAAUUUUAGUGUUUUAAUGUACCCUUUUUUCCUUGAAAUGUCUUGUGGGAUGUUAUUUUUCGUAUUUCCGGCAGUGACGGCAGUUGUCUGGGACACUGGAAGCUGAAGGCAGUGGGACUGUUAUGAUUCGAGUUGCCUUUCGCAGCGUCGGGAUUGGUUUUAAUGUAGCAUCUGCUUAUGUUGAAGUAUCUGAAGUCAGACGUGCCAUCACCGCUGGCGUGUUUCAGUGUUCGUUGUUUCUGAGUGACAAGAGCUGCAGUUGAAGUAUUAGUUCUGCGACCGCGUGAAGACCAGCGCUGCGUUACAGGUUUGAUUUCAAUCACGGCUAAAUGUUUCGGUGCAUCAGGAAAGUGUGAUGUUUAUCCGCUACACUACUCAGGUAAACUCUGUGCAUGUGAUUGUGUGACCGCUCACUCUUACAGCAAUAGUUCUCAGCAGUA
Molecule: messenger RNA, 2805 nt
Organism: Sinocyclocheilus anshuiensis
Lineage: Eukaryota; Metazoa; Chordata; Actinopteri; Cypriniformes; Cyprinidae
Product: activin receptor type-2B-like
Exons: 11
Coding region: 449-1936 (495 amino acids)
Biological process (GO): protein phosphorylation; cellular response to growth factor stimulus; activin receptor signaling pathway
Cellular component (GO): activin receptor complex; plasma membrane
Molecular function (GO): ATP binding; activin receptor activity; activin binding
Source: RefSeq, a predicted model, not a curated record